GUGUCUGAAAAAUAGCAUGAACCCAACAAAUGCCUGUCAAAUGAAUGAAUGUGUGUUUCACAUUUUGGAAGUGGACUGUUGACCAUCCAUGACCUCCCACCGGUGUCUUAAGCAUAUGUUUUCUGUGAUAUUUGUGCUUGUCUUGUCCAAUGUCACCUCAUGUUCCCACCCUAAGUGACAGCCCUAUUGUGAAUAGAUGUGAAUGGUCGGUUUUUCAGGUGCUAUUUCUGGUGGCACUGGCCAUCUUUGGGACACAAUCUCAUGGAUAUGAGGUUUAUAACAUCAUCAGCCCAACUGACAAUGAUGGCCCUAUUCAGGAGACAAUGACAAUUGACAAUGAAAAAAAUACCGCCGUGAUUAACAUCCAUGCAGGAUCAUGCUCCUCUACCACGAUUUUUGACUAUAAACAUGGCUACAUCGCCUCCAGGGUGCUCUCCCGAAGAGCCUGCUACAUCUUGAAGAUGAACCAUAAGGCCAUCCCUGCUCUGGACCAACUCCAACGGUACAUCUUUGAGGGGCAGGCUUUGAACAACAUGUUCUCCGACAAAUACAUCUGGGUCAAGUAUAACCCACUGCAGUCUCUGAUCACAGAUGUGGAUUGGUUCCUGUUUGGAUCACCCAUCAGGCAGCUCUGCGAACAUAUCCCCUUGUACAAAGGGGAAGUGGCUGAAAAGACACAUGAUACUUGUGCUGAAGGCUGUGCAAAGGCUGGGCUCCUGGGCAUCUGGGGAAUUUCCAUCUGUGCAGACCUUCACAUUUAAGGCAUCAGCCCACUGGUUUCAUCUUUUCAGAGAAAUACACGUUUCCACUCA
Messenger RNA from Orcinus orca (killer whale), 812 nucleotides. It is a transcript of the gene GKN2, whose product is annotated as gastrokine 2. Lineage: Eukaryota; Metazoa; Chordata; Mammalia; Artiodactyla; Delphinidae. The record is from RefSeq and is a predicted model, not a curated record. The coding region runs from base 150 to 761 and encodes 203 amino acids. The transcript has 5 exons. Gene Ontology annotation, biological process: regulation of cell population proliferation.